AUGGGCAAUCUCGGGAGUCUCUGGGGCACACCAACGGACCCGGCCUUCUACGCACUCUUGCCGCCGAAUGUCUUUGACACGGAGCACUACGUCUACGCCGAGUGCCAGCGCAUUAACCUCACGUGGCACGUCCGACCGAUUCCAUCGGGCCGCACGAUCGCGUCGCUGCAAGCCCAACCCAACGGCAUUUUCGCUGCCGGGGAGUUUGCCUCCCUCGCAUUGCCAAAUGCAUGA
Messenger RNA from Saprolegnia diclina VS20, 234 nucleotides. RefSeq lists its product as hypothetical. The record is from RefSeq and is a predicted model, not a curated record. The transcript has a single exon. NCBI's taxonomy places the organism in Eukaryota, Oomycota, Saprolegniomycetes, Saprolegniales, Saprolegniaceae. Bases 1 to 234 code for a protein of 77 amino acids.